Messenger RNA from Aspergillus clavatus NRRL 1, 1689 nucleotides. RefSeq lists its product as uncharacterized. The coding region runs from base 1 to 1689 and encodes 562 amino acids. Gene Ontology annotation, cellular component: extrinsic component of intraperoxisomal membrane. The record is from RefSeq and is a predicted model, not a curated record. Gene Ontology annotation, biological process: peroxisome inheritance. NCBI's taxonomy places the organism in Eukaryota, Fungi, Ascomycota, Eurotiomycetes, Eurotiales, Aspergillaceae. The transcript has a single exon.
AUGCCCGAAUCUUCGGAUGCGCCCCCUGUUCAGACCAAAUCCAUUCGCCGGUCUGCAACCCUCCCAUCUAAGCUGCAGCCACGGAAGCAAGCCAGUUCGGAGUCUCUCCGGGCUUCAGCCUCCGAAAAUGACCUCUUUUUUCAUCCAUCGGCAAAGAUAGUCCAUUUCUCUCCCAAAGCCCUUGCGCCGAUUCCCUCCAGCACUACACCAACCGACUUCGACUAUCCCGUGGACACGAUCGAAACGCUUCCAUGGCGAUCGGCGAUGGAGCGCACGGUCGCAUGUGCGCCCUUGAGACUCGAAAAAGUGCAUGGUUUGACUGUGUUUCUAAAAUGUGGCAGUGUUGUCCAUGCCAUUCUCAAAAACUCCCAGUGUUGGUGCGUGGACCGAGAGUCGACUUUUGUGUUGCGCAUUCGUCCUCUUACGUACUAUCGCAUCGAACUUCCAAAUAAAACCGAAGAAGACAGGGAACUCGUCGCGGCUAUGAAAGAUGCGCUUCCGAAAGUCCUGCGCUACGAAGUCACCCCAUGUCCCUUCAAGAGAGGGUUCACGGUCGAGAUUCCGGAAGAAGCGAAAGCCCCACGGCCAAAGAGAGCAUGGCGGCCAAAAGGACGACGAGAGAGUGCGCCCGUCCGGUCAAUCGCCAUCUCGGAGGCCGGAUCUUCAACAGAGGAGCUUGCAUCCAGUAUUGCUAGUGUCGAGGAAGUCGCGGACGAAGGAACGUCCAGCGCUAGUGGUUUGAUAGCCAAGAAAAGCGACAACGUUGCUCUCGAGACCAUUCCCGAUGCCAACAAGGAGGAGGAAGAGAUGUCUCCACUCUAUGUUCCUGGUCUCCCAGUUCUCCCAACCGACGCUAUAACGGAAACACAACCUAGCUUCGAAACCCUGCUGGCAAGGUUCGAGGACACAUCUGAUACGCAGGUCAAUCUUGACAUGUGCCUUUCUUCGAGCGUUGAGUCCUUCCACUCGAUGGAACUUCCUCCGUCCCCGCGCGGCGAACCGAAUUCUCCAUUGACGACGGCAUCGCCGGCAUCCAUGGCCUGUCCGGAGAAGUUCCCAGACCAGAGCGAUAGUCUGUCGGAAGAUCUCGGCUUUAAGCUUUCGAACUUGCCUGACACGCUGUCUGAAAUGGGAGCUUCUUUUGAGGCCAACUACUGCAACGAUGACAUGGCCCCGUCCGCCGGCACUUUGCCGAGAGACAUCCCGUUGAAGCCGAGUUCUCGGUCAUUCUUGCGAGUCCCUACGGAGGAGGAGGAGGAGGAGGAGGAGGAGGAGGAGGAGGAGGAGGCAGAUCUUGCAAAAAACCUCAGCGAUAUGAGUUCUGAGUUCCGCCGACGGUCCAAGGCAUCCCGGGAGCGGGAGAUAUCGCCUAUGCCACCAUCAUCCAUCUUGGUCGGCACAAGCCCGCCCGAAAAGCAAGAUGCAGCCUCUAUCAUCCAAAAGACCUGCACCCUGGUCUUGGUGCCUCCGGUUCAGCUGUUCAUUCUAUUGAUUCAUAUCGCGGCUAGAAUUGUUCUUGGCCCCGCUCUCCAUUCCGCGAUGGGCGAUUUCACUCGAAGGCUAGAAUAUCACGCCGCCCAUUCCCAGGAAGCCGUGGAUGAUUUUGACAUCCCAAUCAAUCCUGAUCAUUCAAGAGAACCUCCGGAAUCCGUUGUCGUGAGGAAACUCGAUCCUUGGGAUCUCGACUAA